AUGACCCAGCGAUCCUCUGUGACCAUCAAAUCGGGGGGCACACGGAACUUCAGUGCUUCCUCAGCCAGCCUCCUCCCAGGCUGCCGGCCGGGCUUUAGCUCUGUCUCUGUGUCCCAGAGCGGAAAGAGCUUUGGCAGUGGCUUUGGGGGUGGUUUUGGGACAAGGAGCCUCCACAGCUUAGGGGGUAGCAAGAGAAUCUCUAUUGGUGGGGGCUUCCGCUCCAGCAGGGCCAGCUUUGGCGUUGCUAGCUGUGGGCUGGGUGUCGGUGGCAUAGGGUACAGAGUUGGGGGAGCCUACGGUGGAUAUGGAUUUGGAGGUGGGAUGGCCCCUGGAGCUGGGGGCAUCCACGAAGUCACUGUCAACCAGAGUCUCCUGACCCCCUUACACCUGGAGAUCGAUCCAUCCCUCCAGCGAGUUCGCAAGGAGGAGAAGGAGCAGAUCAAGAGCCUCAACAACAAGUUCGCCUCCUUCAUUGACAAGGUGCGAUUCCUGGAGCAGCAGAACAAAGUCCUAGAGACCAAAUGGAGCCUCCUGCAAGACCACAAAACCACCAGAACCAAUCUCGAGCCCAUGUUUGAAGCCUACAUCGCCAAUCUGAGGCGACAGCUGGACUGUCUGGGAGGAGAACGGGGAAGGCUGGAGACAGAGUUGAAGAACAUGCAAGAUGUGGUAGAGGACUUCAAGAACAAGUACGAAGAGGAAAUCCACAGGCGCACUGCAGCAGAGAAUGAGUUCGUGGUGCUCAAGAAGGAUGUGGAUGCUGCCUACAUGAACAAGGUAGAGCUGGAGGCCAAGGUGGAUGCCCUGAUGGACGAGAUCAACUUCCUGAGAGCUUUCUAUGAGGCGGUAAAGAGGCCCUGGGAAGUAUCCCUAUUUUUUAACCUACUGGCUGAACUGGAGGAGGCCCUGCAGAAGGCCAAGCAGGACAUGGCCAGACAGUUGCGUGAGUACCAGGAGCUGAUGAACGUCAAGCUGUCCCUGGACAUUGAGAUCGCCACCUACCGCAAGCUGCUGGAGGGCGAGGAGAGCAGGCUCACUGGAGAAGGCGUCGGUGCUGUGAACAUCUCUGUGGUCUCUUCUUCCGGGGGCACAAGCUACAGUGGAGGCGGUGGCCUUUGCAUGAGUGGGGGCAGCUAUGGAGGAGGUGGCUACAGUGGGAGUGGCCUCUGCUAUGGCGGCGGAGGGAGCGGCAGCUUCAGCUCCACCAGCGGUCGCAGCGUGAGUGGCAGCAGUUCCAGCAUGCGCAUCGUCUCCAAGACUUCGUCCAGCAAGAAGAGUUACCGGAGCUAAAGUACUACCUGCCUCGGCUGCCGUCCCCAGCUCCCCAGCUCCCCAGCUCCCCAGCUCCCCAGCUCCCCAGCUCCCCAGCACUAAGGCCUGAUGCUUAGCCCAUGCCUACAGUCUCCAACAGGAGCACUCAAACCAGCAAGCGGUCUAUGAGUUUUAAGGUCCCUUCGUCUGGCUUCUGCCUCCAAACAGGUCCCCCAGAGAGCUCCCCACCCACUCUUCAUCUCAAAGUC
Messenger RNA from Nannospalax galili (Upper Galilee mountains blind mole rat), 1520 nucleotides. RefSeq names its product keratin, type II cytoskeletal 5-like. Gene Ontology annotation, biological process: keratinization; intermediate filament organization. Bases 1 to 1290 code for a protein of 429 amino acids. Gene Ontology annotation, molecular function: structural constituent of skin epidermis. Lineage: Eukaryota; Metazoa; Chordata; Mammalia; Rodentia; Spalacidae. Gene Ontology annotation, cellular component: keratin filament. The record is from RefSeq and is a predicted model, not a curated record. The transcript is spliced from 7 exons.